UUCUUCCAAAAUCCCCCUCCCCUUCUCCACCAAAACCCCAAAACACACACACACCAGCCUCCCCCCUUUGCACUGAGGACAUCCCUGGGUUGAGUGUGAGAGAGACAGAGUGUGUCUAACUUUCAGUGCUGGAUCAUUAAUCCCGAUUCAUCCCCAGCUCCAACAACUGGGCCUCAUCAAGCCUACCCUCACUGGCGGAGGAAAUCAUGACAGACGCAGCAACCAACAUGCGGCUGAAGCUCCCGAUCAUCUGCUUCAUCCUGGAGGUCAUCCUCAUCAUCCUCUUCGGUGUGCUGGUGCAGUACGACUCUGAUACGGAUGCAAGGCAGUGGCAUAACAACACCAACUCUGGUCACUCUGACUACGAGAAUGAAUUCUACUACCGCUACGCAAGUUUCCAGGAUGUGCAUGUAAUGAUCUUCAUGGGUUUCGGCUUCCUCAUGACCUUCCUGCAGCGAUAUGGCUUCAGCAGUGUGGGCUUCAAUUUCCUGAUCGCAGCCUUCGCCCUGCAGUGGGCGACGCUCAUGCAGGGCUUCUUCCACGGCAUGCAUGGAGGCAAGAUCCACAUCGGAGUGGAGAGCAUGAUCAACGCUGAUUUCUGCACCGGCGCUGUGCUCAUCUCAUUUGGGGCCGUUCUGGGUAAAACCAGCCCCGUCCAGCUGCUGGUCAUGGCCAUGUUCGAGGUCACGCUGUUUGCUGUCAAUGAGUACAUCGUGCUGUCUGCUCUAGGGGCCAAGGAUGCUGGAGGCUCCAUGACCAUCCACACAUUUGGAGCCUACUUUGGCCUGAUGGUGACCCGCAUCCUGUACCGACCCAACCUGGACAAGAGCAAGCACAGGAACAGCUCCGUCUACCACUCUGACCUGUUCGCCAUGAUUGGCACCGUAUACCUGUGGAUGUUCUGGCCCAGCUUCAACUCUGCCAUCACGGCUCACGGAGACGACCAGCACCGCACAGCCAUGAACACCUACUACUCCCUGGCAGCCUGCACCCUGUCCACCUACGCCAUGUCUGCCCUCACGGCACACGAUGGCAAGCUGGACAUGGUCCACAUCCAAAAUGCUGCCCUGGCCGGUGGAGUUGCAGUGGGAACAGCCGGCGAAAUGAUGCUGACACCUUUCGGCUCCAUGAUCGUCGGUCUCUUGGCUGGCAUCAUCUCUGUUCUGGGCUACAAGUACCUCUCACCCAUCCUGGAGGACAAACUGAAGAUCCAAGACACCUGCGGGGUGAACAACCUGCACGGCAUGCCCGGCAUCCUGGGCGCUAUUGUGGGAGCAGUCACUGCUGCUGUGGCAACCAAGGCCGUUUACGGAGAGGGUAUGAAGGACGUCUUCCCUGAUGUGGCCAAUGGAGACAUUGAUGCGUCUUACCAGGGCGUCCGUCAAGCCAUUGCCCUCGCUGUCACCUUGGGCAUCUCCCUGCUGGGGGGGCUUAUUGUCGGUUUCAUUUUGAAGCUUCCCGUCUUCGGCGCCCCCUCUGACACCAUCUGCUUUGAGGACAGCAUCUACUGGGAGGUGCCUGGAGAGGAGACGGCUCAUGUUGACCUGACCAUUGUGAAGAUGGAGGAGUCCGAGAAACUCAACUGCUAGACACACGCGCACACACACACACACACACACACACACACACACACACACACAUACACUGAGGUUUUAU
Scophthalmus maximus (turbot) is the source of this 1656-nucleotide messenger RNA. RefSeq names its product Rh family B glycoprotein (gene rhbg). Gene Ontology annotation, molecular function: ammonium channel activity. Bases 207 to 1589 code for a protein of 460 amino acids. NCBI's taxonomy places the organism in Eukaryota, Metazoa, Chordata, Actinopteri, Pleuronectiformes, Scophthalmidae. The record is from RefSeq and is a predicted model, not a curated record. The transcript is spliced from 10 exons. Gene Ontology annotation, cellular component: plasma membrane. Gene Ontology annotation, biological process: ammonium transmembrane transport; ammonium homeostasis.